Messenger RNA from Penicillium soppii, 216 nucleotides. RefSeq lists its product as uncharacterized. The coding region runs from base 1 to 216 and encodes 71 amino acids. The transcript has 2 exons. Lineage: Eukaryota; Fungi; Ascomycota; Eurotiomycetes; Eurotiales; Aspergillaceae. The record is from RefSeq and is a predicted model, not a curated record.
AUGUCGCAAGGCUGCCAGGCGCGCCGUGAGGCGAAGCUAUGCUUGACAGUUCAUGAGGAUAUCAAAUGGCCCUCUGAGCUAGCGCAAAUGACAUACUUCACAACGAACCCGGGAGGGAUUGUCAUCACUCCUAUUAGCGAGUUCGAGGGCGACAGGGAGAGAGACAGGAAUACCAACGUUGGAUUCGGGAUUCGAGCUGAGCGACUCGAUUUGUAA